Molecule: messenger RNA, 3154 nt
Organism: Clarias gariepinus (North African catfish)
Lineage: Eukaryota; Metazoa; Chordata; Actinopteri; Siluriformes; Clariidae
Gene: pnrc2
Product: proline-rich nuclear receptor coactivator 2
Exons: 3
Coding region: 477-890 (137 amino acids)
Biological process (GO): nuclear-transcribed mRNA catabolic process, nonsense-mediated decay
Cellular component (GO): P-body; nucleus
Source: RefSeq, a predicted model, not a curated record
UUGUGAGAGCGACGAAGCGCAGGAGAGAGAGAGAGCGCGCGCGUCUCCGCUGUGUGUCGGGUCGAAGAGGUGGUUUACUCCUGGGGGAAAUAACUUCUUCACCAAACAGCUACAGCUAGCGUAUUAGGUGGCGUUUUCACAAACUAAUCCUCAAGGAGCUCGGGCUUCCUGGAGCGGAGUGUGUGUGUGGUGCCGAGGCGAGUGGAUGUUCAGCUCGGCUUCACGACAGAACGCCGCUUUCUGGCACAUGAACACCACCGCGAGCCUGAACACCGGGCUGAGCACGCGCACAGGGAGGAGUAGACGCUCUACUUCGAGGACCUGGAGACAGAUCAGUGAGGAGACCGUGAGGAGGAGGAACCUCAGCAGAGUCCACUUUAACAGCACCACUACACCAACAAACAGCUGCAGGACUCCAGGCUCUAAUCCCACACGGUGGUGUUUGUGUUUAUCAGGUGACAUCCAGCACAAUCGGAAUGGGAGGCGGUGAGAGGUACAACAUUCCAGCGCCCCACCCCGAUCACCCGGCCCCGAAAAAGCACCACCACGUCGGCAAGGCCAAGUCACGGAGCAGGAACCAGCACCCUGCCGCGUUUCCCAUGUCCCCCGGCAUUCUGAAGACUCCAGAGAACACAGGCGAGAAGAAGGGCGUCGGCCCGGUCCGCUUCUCCUGCAGCGAUCAGUGCUGGGGCGGAGCCGUGACGCACCUAAACAACAUCCUGGCCACGCAGUGCAGCCACGCCUACGCCGGCGCCAAAUUCAGCGAGCCGCCUUCCCCUAGCGUACUCCCCAAACCUCCCAGUCACUGGGUUUCCCUUCCCAUGAUUCCUUGCGAUCGGCGUGAGAUGAUGACCUUUCAGUUAAAGAGUCUCCUCAAAAUGCAAGCGUAAAAAAACAAAUCAACUUUAACGAGCCAGUAGCCUGGCUCCGCCCCUUCUGUUACACUGCAGCGGUGUGAUUUUAUACGGGACCAUUUCUAACGGUUCCUCUGUAACUGUACAUAGUUUUUAUAUUAUAAGAAGUUUAGGGCGGGUAUUGCGCCGCUGCGGCCUUACAGAGGGGGCGGAGUUUAAAUUGAGUCAGACGGAACACUCAACUGGAUUCUCUUCUCGCCGUUCUGGGUUUAAAAAAAAAAUAAUUUAGAUAUGUAACUUUUUUUUUGUUGGCCGUUAAUGUGUGUGUGUGUGUGUGUGUGUGUGUGUGUGUGAGGAUGAAGAGUCAUCACUUUACACCACGUGAAUCACAAUCAGUAAAUCACUUCUGUUUACAGAGUGUCGCUGUCCGAUCUCGCGCAUCAGACAUCCAACCAGCACGAGUGUUAGUCAGGUCCUCGUGUGUGUGUGUUUCAUCACGAUACAGAGUAUCGCCCUCUCUCUUACAUCCAUACCUUUUACACACACAUACAAUUCGAUCCCCUCAUGAGUGUUUUGUGGACAGUGUAAGAAAAGUAGUGAUACACACACACACACACCCUGUGCGUUCUGCUUCCGUAAUUUUAUACUUGGCGCUGUGCGCACUGCACUAUGGGAGCUGACGUUCACAAGGUGUGUGUGUGAAGCUGCAUCGUCUUUGUUGAUUUUUUCCACCAAUCAGAAAUGUUUGAGUUUACUGCAGUGACUUUGGUCUCUACAGCCCGCCCCCUUGGUCACAUGGUCAUAGACGUACAUGUGCUGAUGAGCUUUGAAGCCCCACCCACCACCACCUUGUGAGGUGUGUGUAAGAGUUCACUCAGGUUCAGACCGGUUUAAACCAGCGCUUCGUAUAAGAGCUCUUAUUCCUGCGGCGAUCACAUGACCGCCGCAGUGCGUCACCGUGUAGAGCGUGAUGUCAUCAGCAUGUUUAGGUCAAAUGAGUUAAAGUGGAGUGGAAACGUGGUCGAUGCGGAGGAGGGCGUGUGGAGGAGGGACGCCGCGGUGUUGAUCAUCUCACCGUCUGACCUCACACGCCUGUUCGCCACGCGCCGCGAAACGUUACAGUCGUGUUGUAGCAUUUAGAAUGUUUACGUUUUAUGAAGAAAGGGGCCAGAGGUGUAGACGUGUUCUCCUUGUGUCCAUGUGAGUGUGUAGUAAAAACCCCUGAACUUUACCCCGUGUCCAGACGUGUGCCGUAUCACAUCCACGUCCGAUAACCGUCCGAUCUCGUAGCUUUAUUAUGAUAUUAUACGUAAAAACAGUAAAUGAUUUAAAAUAAAACAAGGCUGUGUGUAUUAUUAAAGGUGUAGACGUCAGUGAGAGCACACAGUCGCACCUCGUUUUCUCACACCAGGUGCGAGAGAGAGAGAUAACGUUACUGAACUGUCCUGAUUAACGCGUGUAUCUGAUCCUCGGCACACGUCUGAACACUGCACAUUAACGGCCGGCUGGAGGACGCCUCUCUGGAGUGUGUAAAUAAUGAACUGUAUAAAGCCUGUAGCAUACUGUACAUGAAGCGCAGGGAGUUUUAAACCUGCACACAAAGUAUUUUUAGUAAUAACACUGAAUGUAAGUCACACACACACAAGACGUGGCUCCGUUUAAAAUGCUGAAAAUAUUUUUGUUUUUUUAAAAAAAAAGAAGAAAAGACAAGGUUUGCUCGAAGUGUGACGUCCCUCUGCGCCGGGUCGUGGCACCGCCUGUGUUUGAUACAGCGCCCACUGCAGGCGAGAGAGGGAGAGUGCGCGAAGAGCAGCGAGUAAAAAAAAUAUAUAUAUAUAUGCAGUUCAAAUGUUAGACUUUUAUACACACACAGAGCUUUAUUUUUUUUUAAAAUAAGAACUAUUUUUUACAAAAAAACAACCUUUUUUUAAUUUAAUUAGUCUAUUAGUAGAGUUUAAUUAAAGAGACCAGGUGUGUGUGCAGAUGUGAGUUCUUUCCUCCGCAGGCUUACACCCGUACACACCAAUGUAAUGUUUUAAUUUAACUAUCUUUAUUAUUUUUAUGAUUUUUUUUUUAAUCAUUUUGUGUGUGUGUGUGUGUGUGUGUGUGUGUGUAAAAGUCUUGAACUUCCCUGAUAAUUGGCUUUAAAUGUGUCCCAAACUUAUAAACUGUCACUUUAGGGAAACUAAAAUGAGUAAAUGUUCAGCCCACUUUCCUGUAAUUGGAGUGUAAUAAAGUUUUUACAGCACUGUCUGAUUCGGUUACAAAAUUAAUAAAAUUCCUCCCUUUUCACCCCAAAA